CAAAACAAACCAAUCUAAAACCCUCACCCCACAACUCAAAUUUUGCCACAUGCACCAAUAAAUAUUUACUCCUAUCUCUACCUGGGUCUUGUUGAUUAGAUGAGGUGAUACCCUUUUUCUUUUUCUUUUUUUUUCAAUUUUACUCUUAUCCUCCUUCACUCUUCUGUUCUGUUUUCUUUCGUCAUCUCGCUGUGUAAUAGUUUUUAAGAGAAGCAUUGUUGCUUUCGGUUGCAUUCAAUUAACAAGUUAUAGGAUAGAAUGAUUUAGUAGUUGGAAUCUCGUGUCUGGGUAAUAUAAUUGAUAGGAGAUAAAUAUAGUAAUUUUUAAGAGUUUGUGGGUUGGAUUGUGAAUACUAGUAGUGAAAGUGUAAAAUUAAAAGAGAAAUGUCGAUACCUAAAGAGCCAGAGCAGGUGAUGAAGAUGAGAGGGGGAUCAGUUUUGGGCAAACGAACCAUUCUCAAGAGCGACCAUUUUCCUGGCUGCCAAAACAAACGCUUAACCCCUCAGAUCGAUGGUGCUCCCAAUUACCGUCAGGCUGACUCAUUACGUGUUCAUGGUGUUGCGAUUCCUACACUUGAAGGGAUUCAUAAUGUUCUCAAGCAUAUUGGAGCCCAGAAAGAAGGAAAGAAAGUGCAUGUUCUUUGGAUUAGCCUUCGCGAGGAACCGGUGGUGUACAUUAAUGGGCGUCCCUUCGUUUUGCGUGAGGCAGAGAGGCCCUUUUCCAACCUCGAGUAUACGGGAAUCAACCGGGCUAGGGUUGAGCAAAUGGAAGCUCGAUUGAAAGAAGAUAUCGUGAUGGAAGCUGCAAGAUAUGGAAAUAAGAUCCUUGUCACUGAUGAACUGCCAGAUGGUCAGAUGGUGGACCAAUGGGAACCAGUAUCGAGUGAUUCUGUGAAGACACCACUUGAUGUGUAUGAGGAACUGCAGGUAGAAGGUUACCUUGUUGAUUAUGAACGUGUUCCUGUAACUGAUGAAAAAUCACCAAAAGAACAGGAUUUUGAUAUCUUGGUUGAUAAAAUUUCUCAAGCCGACAUAAAUACAGAGGUAAUUUUUAACUGUCAAAUGGGACGUGGACGAACUACAACAGGGAUGGUGAUUGCAACGUUGGUUUACCUCAACCGCAUUGGAGCUUCUGGCAUCCCUAGAACAAAUUCAAUUGGUCGUGUUUUUGAUUCUGGUUCCAAUAUUCCUGAACAUUUGCCAAACUCAGAGGAGGCAGUUCGUAGAGGAGAAUAUGUUGUCAUUAGAAGCUUGAUACGGGUUUUAGAGGGUGGUGUCGAAGGCAAAAGACAAGUGGAUAAAGUCAUUGACAAGUGUGCCUCCAUGCAGAACCUGCGUGAAGCAAUUGCCACUUAUCGUAACAGUAUUCUGCAUCAACCAGAUGAGAUGAAGAGGGAGGCAUCACUUUCAUUUUUCGUGGAGUACUUGGAGAGAUAUUACUUUUUAAUAUGCUUUGCUGUAUACAUUCAUUCAGAGAGAGCAGCCCUCCGUUCUAGUUCUUUUGGUCAUAGCAGUUUUGUUGACUGGAUGAAAGCAAGGCCUGAGCUAUAUAGCAUUAUCCGCAGGUUGCUGAGGAGAGAUCCAAUGGGUGCUCUUGGGUAUGCAAGUUUAAAGCCAUCUGUGAUGAAGAUAGCUGAAUCUGCUGAUGGCCGCCCUCAUGAAAUGGAUGUUGUUGCUGCUCUGAGAAAUGGACAAGUACUUGGAAGCCAAACUGUUCUCAAAAGUGAUCAUUGUCCUGGUUGUCAAAAUCCAAGUUUACCAGAUCGAGUGGAGGGUGCACCUAACUUCAGACAAGUUCCUGGGUUUUCAGUUUAUGGCGUUGCAAAUCCAACUAUUGAUGGCAUUCGAUCUGUCAUUAGGAGGAUUGGCAACUCUAAAGGCUGUUGCCCAGUUUUCUGGCAUAAUAUGAGAGAAGAACCUGUUAUCUACAUCAAUGGGAAACCAUUUGUUCUCCGUGAAGUUGAAAGACCUUACAAAAAUAUGCUGGAGUACACGGGAAUUGAUCGCGAGAGAGUGGAGAGAAUGGAAGCUCGACUAAAAGAAGAUAUUCUGCGAGAAGCUGAACGUUAUGGUGGUGCUAUAAUGGUUAUUCAUGAAACGGAUGAUGGGCAAAUAUUCGAUGCUUGGGAACAUGUGAGUUUUGACUCUGUUCAGACACCGCUUGAGGUAUUCAAAUGCUUAGAGGAUGAUGGUUUUCCCAUUAAGUAUGCACGUGUGCCAAUCACUGAUGGUAAAGCUCCCAAGACUUCGGACUUUGACACAUUGGCAAUGAACAUUGCUUCUGCUUCUAAGGAUACCGCUUUUGUUUUCAAUUGCCAGAUGGGUAGAGGAAGAACAACUACUGGUACUGUUAUUGCAUGCCUUCUGAAGCUUCGUAUUGAUCAUGGGAGACCUAUUAAAGUUUUACUUGAUGAUAUGGUCCAUGAAGAAUUGGAUAGUGGUAGCUCAAGUGGUGAAGAAACUGGAGGCAAUGGUGCUGCAUCAACCUCCAGGACCACAAAAGUAAGAACUGAAAUAGAUGAAGGCCAUGCAUUCGGCAUGGAUGAUAUCCUGCUUUUGUGGAAGAUAACAAGAUUAUUUGAUAAUGGAGUGGAAUGCCGUGAGGCCUUAGAUUCUAUUAUCGAUAGAUGUUCUGCUUUGCAGAACAUACGCGAAGCCGUCCUGCAUUAUAGGAAGAUAUUCAAUCAACAGCAUGUUGAGCCAAGGGUUAGAAGGGUAGCAUUGAACCGUGGUGCUGAGUACUUGGAGCGAUACUUCCGUUUAAUUGCCUUUGCUGCAUAUCUUGGAAGUGAAUCAUUUGAUGGGUUUUGUGGACAAGGAGAAUCAAAGAUGACUUUCAAAACUUGGUUGCGUCAAAGACCAGAGGUCCAAGCAAUGAAAUGGAGCAUAAGAUUGAGACCAGGGCGAUUUUUCACUGUCCCUGAGGAACUGAGAGCACCACAUGAAUCUCAGCAUGGAGAUGCAGUGAUGGAGGCCAUUGUAAAGAACCGUAAUGGCUCUGUCUUGGGUAAAGGUUCAAUACUGAAAAUGUAUUUCUUUCCAGGUCAGAGAACUUCCAGCCACAUACAAAUUCAUGGUGCACCGCAUGUUUACAAGGUGGAUGGAUGCCCUGUGUAUAGUAUGGCAACUCCAACAAUUACUGCUGCUAAAGAGAUGUUGGCAUAUUUAGGUGCCAAGCCCAAAGCUGAAGGAUCAAUUUCUCAGAAAGUGGUAUUGACUGAUCUGAGAGAGGAGGCGGUUGUUUACAUUAAUGGCACACCAUUUGUCCUCAGGGAGCUUAACAAACCUGUUGAUACGCUCAAGCACGUGGGAAUUACUGGCCCAGUGGUAGAACACCUGGAGGCACGGUUAAAAGAAGAUAUAUUAUCUGAGAUCAGACUUUCUGGUGGUCGAAUGCUUUUACAUCGUGAAGAAUAUAUUCCAGAAAUAAAUCAGUCCAGUGUCAUAGGAUACUGGGAAAACAUCUUUGUGGAUGAUGUGAAAACACCUGCUGAAGUAUAUGCUGCUCUAAAAGAUGACGGAUAUAUUAUAACAUAUAGAAGGAUACCGUUAACUAGAGAGAGGGAUGCUUUAGCUUCUGAUGUUGAUGCUAUCCAGUACUGUAGAGAUGACUCUGCAGGGUGUUACCUUUUUGUGUCACACACAGGGUUUGGAGGAGUUGCAUAUGCAAUGGCAAUUCUUUGUCUUAGACUUGAUGCUGAGGAAAAGUUAGCAUCAAAGGUUCCACAAGGUCCACAUCUUUUUCCAGCAUAUGAGGAGAACUUACCUUCCCGGGCAUCUGAUAAAGAAGCACUUAGGAUGGGUGAUUACCGUGACAUAUUAAGCCUUACAAGAGUUCUUGUCUAUGGUCCACAGAGCAAAGCAGACGUUGACAUUGUUAUUGACCGAUGUGCAGGUGCGGGGCAUUUACGAGAUGAUAUUCUAUAUUUCAGUGAAGAACUGCAGAAGUUUCCCAAUGAUGAUGAUGAACAACGAGGGUACAUCAUGGAUAUGGGUAUCAAGGCCUUAAGGCGGUACUUUUUCCUAAUAACAUUCAGGUCGUACCUCUACUGCACAUCCCCAGCAGAGACAAAAUUCAAAUCAUGGAUGGAUGGGAGGCCUGAACUUGGACAUCUCUGUAAUAACCUUAGGAUUGAUAAAUGAACUUGGAGAUAUAGUAAUGUGAUGUUGUUCAAAAUUCAAAUGUAUUUAUUGUACAGUUUGGCUUAGUAUUUUAAAUCUCCAUUUUUAGCC
Messenger RNA from Pistacia vera, 4232 nucleotides. RefSeq names its product paladin. The coding region runs from base 384 to 4142 and encodes 1252 amino acids. The record is from RefSeq and is a predicted model, not a curated record. The transcript has 19 exons. Lineage: Eukaryota; Viridiplantae; Streptophyta; Magnoliopsida; Sapindales; Anacardiaceae.